AGCUGUUGCUGUGGAUUUUCAAGAACAUUCGUGAUCAGUCACGCAAAAUAAUCAUUACAAUACAUUAAACUGUGUACUUAUACUAAUAUUCACAAGUGUUGUGAAAGCAUUUACUCAUCAUUUACCAUGAAGUUGAGCAUGUUAAUCUUCGUUUUAAUAACAAUCAUCUAUAGUUGCCAAUGUGCUCCUACUCCAGAUUGGGUGGCCGAUUUUCAACGAGAUAUGCAAAAAAUGACUCAAGACAUGCGUCAAAACCAACAACAAAUGGAUAGAACAUUCAAAGCUAUUGGACAACAAUUACAGAAUUCACAAAAAAAUCUAGAAAAACAACUGAAGCAAAUAAGCAAAGUUGCUUAUAAUGGAACAAAUGGAAUCCAAGAAUUUGGAUUAAUUUUCUUUGAAACUAUUUCCAGAUCUUAACGGAAUAACUUAUAUCGUAAGUGGUUCUUCGACAAGUUCUACUUCCCAAUAUGUUAAUGGACACCGUGUUGAUAAAACUAUAAUCCAGAAUGUAAUUAACAAUGUGAGAUACGUAACUAUAAUUGAGUAUGAUUCAACAACAAACAAAACUACAAUUACAAAAUAUGAAUGUAGUCUUUCUCCUAAUUUAAAUUGUGAAUUGAAAAGUAAUGAAGUAAGUGAUGGUCCCCCAGGAAGAUUUAAUUAGAAUUGGUAUAAUGAUUUUAUGUAUAAUAUUUUUGAUUAAUAAAUGUUUUUCCUUUUAUGCAAUUAA
Messenger RNA from Chelonus insularis, 733 nucleotides. RefSeq lists its product as uncharacterized. The transcript has 3 exons. The coding region runs from base 127 to 420 and encodes 97 amino acids. The record is from RefSeq and is a predicted model, not a curated record. NCBI's taxonomy places the organism in Eukaryota, Metazoa, Arthropoda, Insecta, Hymenoptera, Braconidae.